ACCCAUCACUCCACUCAUUCCAAGGCCUUCAUCUCUCAAGCAUCUUCAGCCAAUACAUCUCCAUAACAGGGAACAUGUCUGGGGUGAUUGCAAUUUCCCUGGCGACUCCCGCCACGACUCCUAAAAAGAGAUCCAAGCCCAAGAAGACUGGACCCACCGUAUCUGACCGCAUCCUGAAGGUUGUGUCAGCAUCGAAGGACCGUAGUGGUGUGUCUCUUGCGGCUCUCAAAAAGUCUCUGGCAGCCAGCGGCUAUGAUGUUGUGAAGAACAACGCUCGACUCAAACUCGCAGUCCGGCGUUUGGUGGCCAAAGGAUAUCUUCUGCAGCCCAAGGGCACUGGGGCGUCCGGCUCUUUCAAAAUUAACAAAAACAAAGCCGUCGUUAAAAAGAAAAAACCUAUCAAUAAUAAAGUCAAGAAGGUAGGGGGCAAGAUUGUCAAGAAAGCGUCACCUAAGAAGGCAGCGGGCGCCAAGAAGUCCCCAAAGAAAACCAAGAGGAAGAGUCCCAAGAAGGCCAAAAGACCCGCAGCAGCAAAAAAGACCAAGAGCCCCAGGAAGACCAAGCGCAGAGUCGCCAAAUCCACACGGGCUAAAGCUGCUCCUAAGAAGAAAUAGGCCUACCGUAGGUCUGCUCGAUCCGUUCUUGGUGGAAGACGUGGAAUUGAUUUUCCCUGCACAGUUUAAGAGGCCUCACAGUGCAUUUGUACAUCCGAAGAAUCCAUCUCAUGAACUUAAAUACGUUUGCUUAGCAGUUUUUACAGUGCUGACACUGUUACCCAUCUUGCGCUAGCUUUUCAUGAAUGCGGAGAUAGGGAGGAACCUGUAUAUCAUUGUUUAAAAAACAAUAAAUGUAUUUAAUUUC
This is a messenger RNA of Coregonus clupeaformis (lake whitefish), 861 nucleotides long. Its product is annotated as histone H1. The transcript has a single exon. Gene Ontology annotation, biological process: nucleosome assembly. Gene Ontology annotation, cellular component: nucleosome. Lineage: Eukaryota; Metazoa; Chordata; Actinopteri; Salmoniformes; Salmonidae. Gene Ontology annotation, molecular function: DNA binding; structural constituent of chromatin. The record is from RefSeq and is a predicted model, not a curated record. The coding region runs from base 75 to 614 and encodes 179 amino acids.